Molecule: messenger RNA, 477 nt
Organism: Anopheles marshallii
Lineage: Eukaryota; Metazoa; Arthropoda; Insecta; Diptera; Culicidae
Gene: qvr
Product: protein quiver
Exons: 4
Coding region: 1-477 (158 amino acids)
Biological process (GO): positive regulation of voltage-gated potassium channel activity; regulation of synaptic transmission, cholinergic; sleep
Source: RefSeq, a predicted model, not a curated record
AUGGAUCGAAAGCAGUGGGUUAUAAUUCCUUUAGCACUGGUAGGAGUGUUUUGGUUUUGGAUUCCACAGGUUUCCGCAGAGUGUCAAACACGUUCCAUCUACUGCUACGAGUGUGAUAGCUGGACGGAUGCGCGAUGCAAGGAUCCCUUCAAUUAUACCGCCCUGCCCCGCGAUCAGCCACCGCUGAUGACCUGUAACGGAUGCUGCGUCAAAAUGGUUCGCCAUUCGAGAACACCGUACGAAGUCGUGAGGCGGAUGUGUACGUCACAGUUGCAGAUCAAUCUGUUCAUGGUAGAUCAUGUGUGUAUGAUGGAAAGUUCUGGCAAUGGCCAUAUGUGUUUCUGUGAGGAAGAUAUGUGUAACUCCAGUCCCUCCAGCUUGCUCACCGCAAACCAUCACCGGCACACCGUGCACACGUGCAUCGGUAGCGUGCUGGCCGUGUACUUGCUACAACUCCUCCAGCGGGUCUUUCGGUAA